AUGGCAACACUAGCGCGCGAUGAGGAUAGCGCAAUUGAGAUGAUGAAAUCAGAGCAUGUGGCUCGAAUUACGGGUCUACAAAAAUCACUGCAGUCGUUUGAAGAGGAUAUCGAAGAGAUACGAAAACUUGUGCUGAACACAAAUCGAAAAUUGCGCAUGACCGAAGUGGAAUCGUUCACGAAUUCGCUCACUAAAAUUGGUCGUACAGCGGCUAGGCUGAAA
Molecule: messenger RNA, 222 nt
Organism: Anisakis simplex (herring worm)
Lineage: Eukaryota; Metazoa; Nematoda; Chromadorea; Rhabditida; Anisakidae
Source: the annotation of a GenBank genome assembly